This is a messenger RNA of Xenopus tropicalis (tropical clawed frog), 8108 nucleotides long. It is a transcript of the gene brpf3, whose product is annotated as bromodomain and PHD finger containing 3. Lineage: Eukaryota; Metazoa; Chordata; Amphibia; Anura; Pipidae. The record is from RefSeq and is marked validated. Gene Ontology annotation, cellular component: nucleus.
CGUUGCGGGACGUUUAAGCAGGGAGCUUGGACAGCGGGUAUUGCCUUCCACUGACAUGAGAAACCCGCGUCGUAAAUUUCGUCACUGUGGUGGUGGAGGCAAAGGAUCACCUUCCCCCUACAGUCUGAAAUGCUCUCCAACUCGAGAGACAUUAACAUAUGCUCAAGCACAACGCAUGGUGGAAGUUGAGAUGGAAGGGCGUCUUCACCGAAUUAGUAUAUAUGAUCCUUUAAGAAUUGUCUCGGAGGAUGAGCUAACUGCGCAUGAUAUUAUAGAAUGCAACAGCAACAAAGAGAACAGUGAACUGCCUCUUGCUUCCCCAUGUCGAAAGAUGGCCUUUAAAAGCAAAAAGCACGAGCUAUGCCCUAAGCAAGCUCAAACCACCUCUUCCCUCCAGCUUCCCCAGCCAUGUUUUAGAGUUAUUGAGCCUUUUAGUCUGGAAGUUGAAAGUGAACCAUAUUCUUUACCUGAUAGCUUCUAUUGUUAUAUUGAACGUUCAACAAAAGAGAUGGACCAGGAAGUUGAAUAUGACCUUGAUGAAGUAGAUCUGGCCUGGCUGGAAAUGAUCAAUGAAAAGCGGAAGAAUGACGGAUUAUCUCUGGUGUCAGCUGAUGUCUUUGAACUUCUGUUAGAUAGGUUGGAGAAAGAGUCCUAUAUGCAAAGUCGUCGCAGCGGUGCACCACAGUCUGCUAUUGAUGAAGAUGCAUUUUGUUGUGUUUGUUUAGAUGAUGAGUGCCACAAUAGCAAUGCCAUAUUAUUUUGCGAUAUCUGCAACUUGGCUGUUCACCAGGAAUGUUAUGGUGUACCAUACAUUCCUGAAGGGCAGUGGCUUUGCCGAUGCUGCCUUCAGUCACCAUCAAAACCUGUAAGUUGUGUGCUUUGCCCCAACCAAGGUGGAGCUUUUAAGCAGACUAGUGAUGGGCGAUGGGCACAUGUGGUUUGUGCUAUUUGGAUUCCAGAAGUUUGCUUUGCUAACACAGUGUUCUUAGAGCCAGUAGAAGGGGUUAACAACAUUCCAUCUGCUCGGUGGAAGUUGACUUGUUACCUUUGCAAACAAAAAGGGCGUGGGGCAGCCAUCCAGUGCCACAAAGUGAACUGUUAUACAGCUUUUCAUGUGACAUGUGCCCAGAGAGCAGGUCUUUUUAUGAAGGUAGAACCUGUUAGAGAGACUGGUUUAAAUGGCACCACGUUCACAGUACGUAAAACUGCUUUCUGUGAGCUUCAUUGUCCACCAGGUACACACAAAAAAGGAAUAUUGAGAUGUGGUGGCAAAGUAGACAAUAAGGACAAUGGAAAGGAGGAUGAGGCCAACAGAGAGGACAGUAAAUUUUCUAAGAAGGGAGCUGGGAAGAGAGGACGGGAGAAACAGAAGAUAAAAAGAGAGCAGAAGGAGACUGUGUGUGGAAGAGUUUCUGCGCCAGUGAUGACUGUUAUGCAGAUUCCUUCAUGUCGGUUAAGCAAAAUCUCUAGUGGUGUAUGCCUGCAAAAGAAAACUCAUUUCUUGCAGCGUUUGCAUAAUUAUUGGUUGCUUAAACGACAAUCGAGAAAUGGUGUACCGCUUAUCCGAAGGCUGCACUCACACAUGCAGUCCCAAAGAAGUGCUGAACUGAAAGAACAGGAUGAAAGGACAUCUGCUGUAAAAGAGGAGCUGAAAUACUGGCAGAAACUAAGACAUGAUCUGGAGAGAGCAAGAUUAUUGACAGAACUUAUUCGCAAAAGGGAAAAGUUAAAGAGAGAACAAGUUAAAUUGCACCAAGCAGCUAUGGAACUACAGCUGACCCCAUUCACUGUAUUUCUCCGUACCACUUUGGAUUUGCUUCAGGAGAAGGAUUCGGCAAAUAUUUUCACUGAACCUGUAAAUCUCAAGGAAGUUCCUGAUUACAGAAAUUUUAUUGUUCAUCCUAUGGAUUUUUCUACAAUGCGACAAAAGCUUGAGGGUCACCAAUAUACAUCUCUGCAUGCGUUUGAAGAUGAUUUUAACUUGAUGGUUUCAAAUUGUCUUCGCUACAAUUCACAGGAAACAGUCUUCCACCAAGCUGCUCUUAGGCUUCAUCAGUUAGGAGCUGCUAUUUUACGUCAUGCAAGACGUCAAGUUGAGAGCACUGGUUAUGAUCCUCAAACUUGUCUUCACCUUCCUGAACAGCCACGCACUGCUGACUACUAUAGGGUUUCCUGGGACGAGGUGGAUCAACUCCUGCUUCCAGAGAACAGAGCACAUCUUUCUCCCGAAUGCCAGUUGAAAGAACUCCUAGAGAAACUUGAAGUUGUAAAUAGCUUCCGGACUAGUGGUGCUCGCACAAGGCGUCUAAGGCUACUUCGAAAGGAAAUUAAUUUGUUACGUCAAAGGCUGGCACCACGCAGUCGAGACCCACAAGAAACUGAUGCUGGGGUCAUCAAUGGCUUUGGGAAUCACACAGAAAGUGGAUCAGAUUCUGAUAGCAGCUCAGUUUUGAGUCGGCUGACUGUCUUAAACUGCUGUGGAAGUCUCAUGCCCCUGGGAAAGCCUGCCCUGUUACGGGUACCCUUCUUCGAGACUAUGAAUGGUGAUUUUGAUUAUAACUACCAAGGACGCAGUCCUCUGAUGUCAUUUGAUGCUGGUGUUGAACUGCAGCCUCUCCAGCUGGUGUGGGCCAAGUGUCGUGGGUACCCAUCUUAUCCUGCUCUGAUCAUUGAUCCCAAGAUGCCUAGGGAGGGGCUGCUUCACAAUGGUGUACCAAUCCCUGUGCCUCCAUUAGAGGUUCUAAAUCUGGGAGAGCAGAGGCACAUUGAGGCUGAAGGCCAGCAACUCUUUCUGGUGCUGUUCUUUGACAAUAAAAGGACUUGGCAGUGGCUUCCAAGUGACAAGGUUAUACCUCUGGGUGCUGAUGACACUCUGGACAAACUCAAAAUGCUAGAGGGCCGGAAGGCUAGCAUUCGAAAGUCAGUGCAAGUGGCUUAUGACCGUGCUAUGAAUCACAGGAGCCGUGUCAGUGGGUCUCACCCAUUUAUAACCCCAAACUAUCUGUAAUGUUCUGUACAUACUUUUCACUUCCCAUUCAGCAUGUGCCAAAAAAAUUGAACCUGAAUAUUGAAAUGCAGCUUCAUUGGGAAUCCUGGAAAUCAGUCACAAUCAUAAUUUCUCUGGAAUUUUGUAGCAAACAUUGGGCAACAAUAUGCCAAAUGGCCACAGCUCUGAUCCUUCUCUAGUAAAUCCCCAGCCUGUUGAAGGAAACAGCUCUACAAAGCUGUGAUUUAUGCAUUAAUUUAAAUAUAAGCUUUUUUUCUAUAUAAUUUUUGGAUAUGGCUAUGGAAAGUACAGAGUAUUUCUGAAAUUUCUUAAUACAGGUAUGCAAGCUAUUAUUUGAAAAAUCACACUAUAGAGUUGAGAAUCAGCAGUGCCAUUUAGCAGGGUUUAUUGUUUAACCCUGUGUAUGCCUUUGUUCUUGAGCAAAAUAAAUACAACAUAAUUUCAUGUGCUUAAAAAUGUGUUGUGUCCAUUCCUUUUUAAUAAAAAAAAAUCCAUCCAUAAUCUGGUAAUUUUUUUAACAGAUUAUUGUUUUUUCACUCUUACUACAAUCAGGAGAGUGCAUUUGAAUAAUGAGCUCUGUCUAAAGAAGCCUCUAGCCUUCCCUCAUUUGCAGCCUGUGUUCUAGGAAGUUAUAAAUUAAAGUGCAUUUUCACUGCUUACAUUGUUUAGCAGAAGUAAAUAACUGAUGCAUUACAGAUAAUAGCUUCAUACCUGUAUAUGUAUUAAAAAUAUCAAAAAUGUUUUUUUUUUCUUCUUUUUAUUAACAUUGAAUUUAAAAAGGCCCCUUUAUGUUGUUAAAUAUUAUUACAUUUAAACCCCAUUUAUAUGUCACUCCCUCCACCUUCCCCGGAAGUUAAAUUCCUCUGCUUUAAGGGUAAGGGCACACAGAUCAGAUAACAGGCUGAGAAAUGCAUACCCAACCCCAUGUGGGUGGGGAAGGUGGAUGAGUAGUUAAUCAUUGACAUCUUGAAGUUAUCAUUUUAAUGCAGUAUAUUUUUAAAAAGUACUGUUAAAUGUUAAAGAAAGUCUUGCAAGUCCCCCAAUAAAACAUGACCUCUAGGGAGAUAGGUCAUUUAAACACAUGCAUGAAAUGAAUAUGUCCCAAUUUGGCAAAAUCUCGUAUGUGUACAUUUUACAUAUAUAUUUUUGUGGCUUUGUGAAAAAAAAUCAUGAUUAGGAGAGACCACUAAGCUUAUAUGAUAACUUCAGCAUUGUUUCUAUGUAGCAGGCUAUUUUUGUAGCUAUGGGAAUUUUUACCUAUACUAUAUUACAUUGUAGUUGUCAUGCUCUCUUUCUAAAACCAUACAUUUUUUUAAAUAAAAAAUGUAUUUCAUGAUUGGCCCCUAAUUAAAUAGUUGGCACACUAUGCUUAAAAUUUUACACAUGUUUAGUAAAAUUUAAGUUUUCGUUCAGUUAGAGAUUAACAUCAAUUUUAAAAAUGAAGUACAUAAAAUAAAGCUUAUUUAUUAUUUUUUUACAGUUGAAAGUAAAAAUAUAAAAGUAUAUAAUAUUAAAGCAAGUGAUACAUGUUCAUGGUCUUGUAGAUAGCUGUAAAUGUUUUAUUCCUUAUACUUUCCUGUCUGAAUAUUAUAAUCAAUGUAAAGUCACAGUUGUGCAACAUAAUUUUUUUACUAAUUAUUAAUAGUUAUUCAAAAUGAUGUGUGUGUGUAUAUAUAUAUAUAUAUAUAUAUAUAUAUAUCAAUAUAUAUAUAUAUAUAUAUAUAUAAAUUAAAAUGUGCAUUUGGUAAGAAGAGACGCAUUUAAGUUACAUGGUUUGGACAAAGUAUGCAUAAGCUAACACAUCCAAGGCAUUGGGGGGUGGGGGGGAGAAAAACCAUACCUGCUUUUAAAGAUAGCCUUGCAGUUAAGAAGGUGUUUAUAAGCUAAAAAGCUGAGUGGUUUCUGUGGAAGAGGUCAUGCCAAAUAAAAAGAAAAACUGGUAUGGUCUUUCUCCCCACAAAAACAAUACUCUCGGUUAGGACUGACGUGACAGGGCGCAUCAUCUUAUUUAUACUUUGUCCAAACCAUGUAAGUAAAUGUGUCUCGUAUAUAUAUUAGGGUUGCACCGAAUGUAUGUAUGUAUGUAUAUCUUUAUUUAUAAAUCGCUACUUAUGUACGCAGCGCUGUACAGUAGAAUACAUUAAUACAAACAGGGGGUUGUUAGGAUAAUAGAUAAAUACAAAGUAUUACAAUAAACACAAAUAAAAGAUACAGUUGCAAUGAGAUAAGAGUCAAAGACACCAGAGGAUGGAGGUCCCUGUCCCGUAGAGCUUACAAUCUAUAUGGGAGGGGAAUCCAGGAUUCGUUCGGUAUUUUUGGCAGGGUUCGGUUUCGGCCAAACUGAAUCCGAAUCCUAAUUAGCAUGUGGAAGGGUUAAAUGUUAAAGGGGGGAAUUUAGCCCUUCCCAAUCCUAAUUAGCAUAUGCUAAUUACUAUUCGGUUCAGUAUUUGGCAGAAUCCAUGGGGGUAGGUUUGGUGCAUCCCAUAUAUAUUUAUACUUUUUUGCAGCGUGCACCCAGGCAUUCUCCCAGAAUUGAUAAUAACGUUUCUCUCUGUAUGUAUGUAUGUGUGUGUGUGUGUGUGUGUGUGUGUAUAUAUAUAUAUAUAUAUAGAUAUAUAUAUAUAUAUAUAUAGAUAUAUAUAUAUAUAUAUAUAUAGAUAUAUAUAUAUAUAUAGAUAUAUAGAUAUAUAGAUAUAUAGAUAUAUAUAGAUAUAUAGAUAUAUAGAUAUAUAUAUAGAUAUAUAUAUAUAGAUAUAUAUAUAUACACACACACAGCAGUUUGAAAAAGGCUACUGAGGUAGCCGAAACGUUAGUCUUCUCAAUAAACACCAGAUUAAUUCUAUAAGUCCUGUGAGUGCGGAUCUCUUCACUGCUGUUUCUAAUUCUUCACUUGGACCUGCACCCCAGGCUAUUGUGACCUGAUUGACGUGAGUGCCGGCUCUCUCCUGAUGAAUAUAUAUAUAUAUAUAUGUGCUUGAGAGAGGGUCAGCACUCACAGGACUUAUACAAACAAAUAAUUUUAUUAAAGAGGAGACUAACGUUUCGGCUAGCACUCUAGCCUUUUUCAAAAGUAUAUAUAUAUACUGUAUAUAUAUAUACUAUAUAUAUAUAAGGACAGAGAGCCGCACGCACAAGGACUUAGCGAUUAGUGAAAAUAUUUAUUUGAAAAAAAUCCAACGUUUCCAGUACUGACUGUACUCUUCCUUAUAUUUCCUCAUUUUGCCAGCACCCAAGGCAUUUGAGCCUUUGUAGGGUGUGCUCCACUCUUCCUUGUAUAUGUAUAACGUUUCGGCUGCAUCCACAGCCUUUCUCAAAGACAAUGUGAAACAAACACAGGUGCACUGAAAAAAACGAAUUUAGCGCCAAACAAUGGUCAUAGGUGUGAAUACAUUAGCAUACAGUGUGAAAACUUUGAAAAAGGCUAGUGUAUAUAUAUAUAUAUAUAUAUAUAUAUCUAUCUCAAAGCCAAAAAUAGAAAGCACCCACAGCUACAACGUCCAUCAAGUCAGUGGUUUAUUUCAGCAUACUAUCAACGUGUUUCGAUCCCCACAGGAUAGUCAUCAGGAUGACGAUCCUGUGGGGAUCAAAACGCGUUGAUAGUAUGCUGAAAUAAACCACUGACUUGAUGGACAUUGUAGCUGUGAGUGCUUUCUAUUUUUGGCUUUGAUGCAUUAUUUUGGUUAGCACCAAGCCAUUGCUCUUAUAUUGGUGAUUGCCGAUUUUUUGCAAGACUAAUAUAUAUAUAUAUAUAUAUAUAUAUAUAUAUAUAUAUAUAAUAGUAGUUGAAAAUGGAUCGCAUCACACAGGACUUAUAGAAAAAAUAGGUUUUAUUUAGGUGCAAAAACAAAAAACUGACGUUUCGGCUACAACAGUAGCCUUUCUCAAAGGGUAUUGGGUAUAAAUAAAAUACCAAAUGCUUGGAAGCUGCACACCACAAGUAGUGAUGAUACCUGGGUGCCUGUGCAAGAAAUAUUUAAAACAGGCAUGGAAUAACGGCACACACAGGAUUUUCACACGCAGUAGAGUUUUGCAAGAAAGUGAUUUAGAGGUUUAUUUCGACCAACGUUUCAGUUCCACACAGGAACUUUCGUCAGGGAUACCACACCACAGUGAAAGGCAAACAGUUAUAAGCCCAAAAAGGGCGCCAAUGUUGUUGCUAGGCAACCCAGACAAACACAAACAAAGACUGAAAAAAACGGAAAUGGUUAACAUAAAGAGAAAAACAAAUCAUAAGUAUUAAAUAACUUAUAGGAAUAGUAUACAGGUUAGGGUAUAUCUGGCACUUAUGGCAUAAUGUGCCAAUGGGUAAAAUAAAAAAUGUAAUGGGCGUUUGGUUGCAAAGACCCCCUAGAGUAACACACACCUAUUCCCAGAACUCCAACUUAUGUUAACCAUUUCCGUUUUUUUCAGUCUUUUUUUGUGUUUGUCUGGGUUGCCUAGCAACAACAUUGGCGCCUUUUUGGGCUUAUAACUGUUUGCCUUUCACUGUGGUGUGGUAUCCCUGACGAAAGUUCCUGUGUGGAACUGAAACGUUGGUCGAAAUAAACCUCUAAAUCACUUUCUUGCAAAACUCUACUGCGUGUGAAAAUCCUGUGUGUGUCGUCAUUCCAUGCCUGUUUUAUAUAUAUAUAGUUUUUUCCUAAUGAAAUGUACAAUUUCAGUAAUUCUGUGCAUUAAUGUUUUGAUACCCUUGUCUGAACUUUCUUGAACAAAGAUUUUGUAAACAAGAUUUUUCACAUAACCUCCCUAAAAUUGUACUGUUACAAAACAUUAAUUGAACUUAAGACUGUGAACAAAAUUCUGCUAGCAUGUGUUUUGGUAUACUUUGGAGGUUUUCUUUUUGUUUUUCAUAAGGGGUAUGCCCAUAUAUAUAUAUGAUAAAUGACUACUGUGCUCUCAAUAAUUAUACAUGUAUAUGUAUAUAUGUCUUUAAGAACAACAACUGAGGUAAUUUAUUACAGAAUGUCAAUCCUUUUGUUUUAGAAAUGUCUAGGUUUAAUGAAGAGUUUUAUGCUUGUAAAGAUAAUGAAAAAUUUGACUGACCUGUCUGAAGUUCUAUUUUAUCUCUGAUAAAUAAAUGUUAUAAUGUGGAUCUUUAAAA